Messenger RNA from Schistocerca piceifrons (Central American locust), 2553 nucleotides. RefSeq names its product zinc finger protein 239-like. Bases 196 to 1182 code for a protein of 328 amino acids. The record is from RefSeq and is a predicted model, not a curated record. Gene Ontology annotation, biological process: negative regulation of transcription by RNA polymerase II; regulation of immune system process; regulation of cytokine production. The transcript has 3 exons. NCBI's taxonomy places the organism in Eukaryota, Metazoa, Arthropoda, Insecta, Orthoptera, Acrididae.
GAUAAUUUGGUAAUCUCUCGGCCAAAUGAUUUUAUAAAGGAGGAUCCUGAACUAAAUUUGGAGGUGGCAGCCUCAAUAAGAAAUGCAUCUGAUAGUUUAAGUUUCAUUCAAAGUCCUGGUGACAGCUGUAACGUUUCGUCUCAAGAAGCAUUACAUCAAGGACUAGUCAAUGACGAUCUGGAGAUAGAUACAGAGAUGACAACAGAUGUCAGUAUGUCUCACAACUAUACCAAGUUACAGACUUCACAAGAAGACAGCUUAUGUGGCACGAGAUUAAGUUGUAGCGUCAGGGAAAAGGAAUUCCAUAAGUUUAACUGUAGUUUCUGCCUACAGAGCUUCCCUUCAAAAUACAGACUAAUAAUGCAUGUCUUCAUCCACAUUGAUGGUGUGCAGGCACCUGCAUAUGUGUGUAAGUCAUGUGGUGAGGUAUUGCCCACUGAUGACAGCUUGAAAGAACAUUUGAGAAUGAGUGAGGGUGACCAAGCAUUAUCAGCUGCCAACAGUGAGAAACUUGAAUGCAGUGAGGACCAUGAAAACAUCAUCUCCAUAGAAAGUGUACAAGAAGAAAUCGUGGAACAGACUGAGAAGCAAUCUUCAUCCAAGGAAACCAGGAAAACUUUAAGGAAAUCCUUUAGUGACAUAUGGAAUACACAUACUGUGACACAAGUUGCAGAGAAACUCAGAUGUGAUGACUAUGGAAUUAUGUGUACAAGUGAUCAUCUUAAUGUCCACACUGUGCUAAGUGCAAAAAGACAUCACAAAUGUGAUAGUUGUGGUAAAUUGUUUACUCGUUCGGGCAGUCUCAAGGUACACGAAUUAAUACACACGGGAAAGAGACCCCACAAAUGCCGUGUUUGUGGAAAAUCGUUUACUCAGUCGAGCACUCUCAAGACACAUGAAUUAAUACAUACAGGAAAGAGACCCCAUGAAUGCGGUGUUUGUGGAAAAUCGUUUACUCAGUCGGGCAGUCUCAAGACACAUGAAUUAAUACAUACAGGAAAGAGACCCUACAAAUGUACUGUUUGUGGCAAAUCGUUUAUUGGUUUGGGGAAUUUCAAGGUACAUGAAUUAAUACACACGGGAAAGAGACCCCACGAAUGCGGUGUCUGUGGAAAAUCGUUUACUCAGUCGGGCCAUCUGAAGACCCACAAUUUAAUACACACAGGAAAGAGACCCCACUAGUGCGAUGUUUGUGGAAAAUCUUCUACUGAGUCGAGACAUCUCAAGAGUCACUGAUAAAUACACACUGGUAAGAGACCCUACAACUGUAAUGUUUGUGAAAAUCGUUUAUUCGUUCGGGCAAUCUCAAGGCACACGAAUUAAUACACACAGGAAAGAGGCCCCACGAAUGCGGUGUUUGUGGAAAAUCGUUCACCCUGUCGGGCCAUAUGAAGACCUAAAGUUAAUUCACACAGGAAAGAGACCUCACGAAUGCAAUGUUUGUGGAAAAUCGUUUACUUAGUUGAGCCAUCUCAAGAGGCAUUUGUUGACACACAAAAAAGACCCUACAAAUAUAGUGUUUGUGGUAAAUCGUUUCCUCGAAGAGGCAGUCUCAAGCAACAUGCAUUAAUACACACUGAACAGGGACCACACAAAGUCAAUGUUGGUGGCAAAUCGUUUUCAGAACUGGGUCAUCUAAAAACACAGAAAUUAAUACACGCAGGAAUGAGCCCCUACAAAUGAUACUUGUGGCAAAUAUUUUUCUUAUUCUGGUAAUCUCAAGGAGUCAUUAGUACACACCAGUAAAUGACCACGCAAAUGUAGUAUUUAUGGCAAAUUUUAUAAAAACUCGAGUAACCUCAAGAAACAGCUAUCACUACACACUGAAAAAAAGGCUACACAGAUGUGAUAUUUGCUGGGAAUCUUUUACUCUGGCCUAGCAUAUUUAGAAGCAUCCAAUAAUACACAUUACAUAGAGACCACUUGAAGUUUUGUUGAGGUCUGUAGACUUAAACAUGUUCAAAGGAGACCACAAGUAUGUUAUGAAUAUUGUUUGCAUGUGCUACAGAAAGGUCACAAAAAAUAUGACAAAUCCGUUUUCACAGCUUCAUGUUCAAAGACGUUGCAUACUAAAUACAAUAUAUUAAGCACACAAUUGCAAUUUUUGGUUGUAAAUGCUCCAUGCUAUAACGAUCUGUCUACCAGAAAUUGGUGCAUUGAGAGAUAUGUUACUCGUUUGAGUAGAAGUCCUAUGCAGUAAUCACGACUCCAUAUUCUUCAAGAGAAUUUACCAGUAUGUUGCUAAUUAUUUGAAAGAGACUGCCAUUUCAAUAUUCAUGAAGCUGUAUGCAGUACCCAGGCGACAGCAUAAAUGUGUUUAUUACACGUCCAUCACUCAGGCUAUUUUUCUCAACGAUGGAGAAAGACACAAGAAUAUCAUGAUUAUGCAAACAUGUUACUGAGGUAUGCCUCCUUAAUAGUAAUGCUAUUUGUGUGAUCAAAAUUUGCACACAUGUGAACUAUCUGUGCUACUUCUACAUUAGGAAAUAACUGAUGGUGGUAAGAAUGCAGAGAUCAGGCAAAAAUAGCACUUUCAGACUGCAAUACAACAGU